Cyprinus carpio (common carp) is the source of this 2223-nucleotide messenger RNA. RefSeq lists its product as uncharacterized. Lineage: Eukaryota; Metazoa; Chordata; Actinopteri; Cypriniformes; Cyprinidae. Gene Ontology annotation, molecular function: structural molecule activity. The record is from RefSeq and is a predicted model, not a curated record.
CCUCUGCUGAAGGUGCGGGGUAAAGGUGGCACACAGAAAGGCACAGCGAAGAGCGCGACACUACACACUCCAACCGACUUCAACACGACAACACAAACAUAAUGUCUAUUAGCCGGAAAAACUGGUCUGCUUUGUCAACGCUGGCUCGACAGUGGACUGUGGAGGAUGAGGAAGAGGUGGAGAGAGAGAAAAGGAGGAAGACAAGGGAUUCUACAGCAGACUCGGAUGAAAGUCCCACUGAAGAGACCAAACCACAAACCAGUAGCGGGCCUGAUGAUUCUGAAGACUCCGGUGGCGGUCUGGCCCAGCUGCAGCUGGACUUUGUGGAGAUGCUGCGAGUCCGUGACGAACGGCGGAGGAUGAGGCACGUUGAAACCCUGAGGAAGAAUAAGGGGGAAGAUGAUGGUGGCAGAGAGGGCAGCCCGGAUAAGGAGCCCCAUGUGGAGCUGCUGGGGGAACAGCAGGACGAGGAACUCUUCAAGAGCGUGCAGCACUGCGUGGAGACCUUCAUGUCACCAGAACCUCCCACCAACUCCACAGACUCGGAGACACAGGAGAAGCAAAAAAAUGAAGACACGAACCAAGAUUCAGCAAACUCCCCAACUCCCCCAAAAGCAUCCCGAAAGUUUGUGAGCUCUCUCUCCAUCUCCUUUGAUAAGAGUCCCACAUCACCCCCAGCAACAAGCAGACUGGUUUCUCCUCUGAGCUCCAAGUCUCCGCCCCCUCAGUCUCCGAGGGCGGAGUCACCACACAGCUCCACCCACUCCGGCUCUAUGAGCCCCACACCGAAUGGAGACGCAGCGAGACAUGAAAAUGGGUCACCGAGCAAUUUCGAACCAGCUGCGAAACCUGCGUUCACACGGCAGAGCUCCAGAACGGUGUCCUUCAGGAUGAUGAAGAAGAAGGAGGAAGGAGACAUGCCGUUACAGAGAAGCGCAAGUGUGCGGAUUGCAGCGAAGACCUUUGAAUCCAAUAAGAGCUCCAACCAAGAGGAGGAGCAGCAGACCCCGUUCCAGAGAAACUCCCGGCAGAGGCUGUCAUCUCGCGCCAUUCAGGAGAAAAUGGAACGACUGACUCAAGCCUCACAGAAAUGGGAAAUAUCCAAGUCCCCAGUGGUGCACAAGACUGUGUGUUUAGCGGAUGAGGUGUCAAGGAAGAGGGAGCUGUUUGAGAAAGAACAGGAGGGAUCCGACAGAAGCCAUGUGUUCUCCAAACAGGAUUUUCGCAGCUUUUCUUCAGGAAUCUCUGAUCGAAUUAAUCGCUGGGUUCAGAAGAAAACAUUUACUGUGUCAUCAUCAGCAUCUUCAUCAUCAUCAUCUCAUAGUCCUUUGGAUCUGAGACAUGUGAACAUCUCCAUUAAGAAAAGUUUGUUUGAAAGAGGACAAGACCAGGACCACAAGUGACACUCUCAUGGAUAAAGACAAAGCGAGCUUUAAUGAGAUUCAUUUGACAAUGUAUCUCUGCAGUUUCUGAAGAUUUUGAAGGAAGCUUGAUCGACUCUUUCAGACAGUGCCAAGGAUUGUCUCUAAACUCCCUUUCCUUCUGCUACUUUACGUUGGCUAACUCCUUAGCACUUUUAAGGCAUAGUACUGAUUUACAUUAUUUGGGUAUAUUCAAGGCUUAUGUUAUUGGUUGUGAAUGUGUGUACUAAUGGAUUGUGGAAUGCAACAGGACUGUAUUAUAGGGUCUUUACACAGAAACUGAACAUCACAGAGUUUAUCUGACAGCAGGAAUACAAAUAUACAGUUUCUUUGUGUUGGUGCCAGACACUCCUCUGCAUUGUAGCUUGAUAUUUGAGCUGUCGAUAAGUAAAUUAUAUGGAGAAAGAGACAUAGUCUGUGACCUCAGCCAUGACUCAUAACAAUCCAAGGUACAACUGUAAUAUCAUGAAUGUCUGUUUCAGGGAAUCUACUGGAAAUAAGCUUGAUAAUUCAUUUGUAAUGAAGUGGGAAUCAUGUGCUGACGCUCACAUAUGCUCUCACUGCUGUUGUUUCAACUUGUUGGAGACCUGAGUCAUGAAAAGGAAAUGUAAAUUAGAUGUAAUCUAAAUGAUGAAUGUGUCCUAUCAAGCCCUUUGAAAACUGUCUUUAAUCCAUUCCAGCUCAAUCAAAGCCUACAUGUUUUGUUUUUGUUCAUUUUUUCUGCUGAACGACCUGUCAUGUAAUUAUCUUUUCUGCCCAGAAGGGUUAUGCUGUAGAUGAAUACAAUUUUUAUACCAUUGGU